AUGGAGUUGGUCAAUAAAAGCAAAGUUCAAGAGUUUGUUCUGGUGGGCUUUGGAGGUCAGAAACAGAUACAUCACCUGCUCAUCAUUAUUUUUGUUGUUCUCUACAUCCUGACUUUGACAGAGAAUGUUGUCAUUAUCAUGCUGGUGUUCCUAGAUUCCCACUUGGCUCGGCUUCCCAUGUACAUCUUCCUGAGUAACUUUUCCUGGUUGGAGAUGGCUUAUGUGAGCACAACCAUGCCUCGUAUGCUUUAUGACCUGGUCACUUCAAAGGGGAACAUCUCUUUCCAGGCUUGCUUCCUUCAAUUCUACAUCUUCUUCUCCCUGGGCAGCACAGAAUGCUUCUUCCUAUCAGCUAUGGCUUUGGAUCGCUACCUAGCUAUCUGCUGUCCAUUGCGUUACCUCCAAGUAAUGUCCCAAACUAUCUGCUCAGCUCUGGUGGCUACUUGUUGGAUCCUUGGCUUUCUGUGGUACAUUGUCCCUGUGAUAUUAAUGUCCAGGUUAUCCUAUUGUGGCUCAAACAUCAUCGAUCACUUAUUAUGUGACCCUGGACCAAUUCUAUCCUUGGCAUGUCCACCAUUAGGGAAAGUUCCUUUUAUUUGCCAAGUGUUUAUGAAUACUGUAUUUGCAGUCAACCUCAUCUUUGUUGUGCUUUCUUACAGCAUGGUGAUUCUCACACUGAUGCAAAAAUCUAGAAAAGGGAGCCGAAGGAAGAGUUUCUCCACUAUCGUGUUCCACCUAGUACUGGUCACACUUUUCUAUGGGUCAGUGGCAGGGGUUUACUUAACUCCUGGGGGAGAAAGUCAAUCAGAUGUCACCAAAUUAGCAACCAUCUUCUACACCACCAUUACCCCAUUUCUAAAUCCCUUUAUUUACUGCCUGAGGAAUGACCAGGUGAAAGAGGCUUUGGGCAGGUUGCUGAAAAGAAAAGGGAGAUUUAUGUAA
Crotalus tigris (Tiger rattlesnake) is the source of this 942-nucleotide messenger RNA. RefSeq names its product olfactory receptor 11H6-like. Lineage: Eukaryota; Metazoa; Chordata; Lepidosauria; Squamata; Viperidae. The coding region runs from base 1 to 942 and encodes 313 amino acids. Gene Ontology annotation, molecular function: G protein-coupled receptor activity; olfactory receptor activity. The transcript has a single exon. Gene Ontology annotation, cellular component: membrane. Gene Ontology annotation, biological process: G protein-coupled receptor signaling pathway. The record is from RefSeq and is a predicted model, not a curated record.